UGAACGCCGAACACCGAGCAGGCAGCUCUGAGUGUUUGUCCUGCAGCGGAACUGUGUGGUCACUGAUAAAUAAUUAGCAGAUUAACUUCCGUAUAUCUUCGAGCCCGAGCUGCUGCUUCCGUGUCGCGCAGGCUAGAGUUUCCCUUCCUCAGGCUGGACGCUCAAUCGCUUCAGGCUAGAAACUGCGGUAAGAAUGCGUGCGAUCCCCGAGGAGUUAACGACGCUCAUUUCAGAUCUCGAAAACUACCUCAUUGAUGGGUUGAAGGCAGAAAAUCUAAGCAAGAAGGCGAAAGAGAAGAGGGAAGCCUUCAUCAAGAGGAUAAAGGAGGUCAAGCAAGGUUUUCCACAAGAGUUUAAGGACAAAGUAGGUGGAAAUGACUCUGAUGACGAGGAGGAAGUUGACAGCAACAACGACGGGGGGUCGCUGCAGUCAGAGCGCACGGACAAGGAUGAUGAUGGUUUCGAAGGUUCCCAGCAGUCCCCACCUGUGGCGGCCCAGGACCUGCCAUCUGUCUUUAAAGCAGGAUAUCUUGAGAAGCGCAGAAAGGAUCACAGCUUUUUUGGUACUGAGUGGCAGAAGAGAUGGUGUGCUCUGAGCCAUCACACCUUCUACUAUUACGGCAGUGAGAAAGACAAGCAGCAGAAGGGUGAGUUCAGUAUUGAUGGGUACGGUGUCAAAAUGAACAACACCUUGCGCAAGGACUCGAAGAAAGACUGCUGCUUUGAAAUUUUGGCCCCAGACAAGCGCGUCUAUCAGUUUUGUGCGUCAUCACCGAAGGAGGCGGAAGAGUGGGUGAAACAGAUAGACUUUGUUUUGAAAGACAUGUCGGGCAUCAUCCCAGAAGACGACGAGGAACAGGAAAUGUACGAUGACGUAGGGACUAUAACUCAGCCAAUCGAUGAAGACAUCUACGAAGAGCUUCCAGAAGAAGAAGUUCCGGCUGUAGCAAAGCCUCGUCCUCCAAAAAUUGAGCCGGCAAGCAAACCUGUUCCUCCUCCUGCUGCAGUUGAUAAGAGCACAGACUAUCAGAACUACUACCAAGGCUUGUGGGACUGUUCAGGGGACCACCCAGACGAGCUGUCCUUCAAACGUGGAGAUGCCAUCUACAUCCUGAGUAAGGAGUAUCAGAACUUUGGCUGGUGGGUUGGAGAGAAGAAUGGAGUUAUAGGUAUUGUUCCCAAAGACUAUCUGCUGGAGCUGUAUGCUAUUUAAAUGCACCCGGUGUAAACUGCUAACAUCUUGUGGCUUUCCAAUUGCUCGUUCCAAAUGCUCAAAAGUUAUAACUGAAAAACUAGUAAUUAUAAAUAUGGUAAAAUAUUGUGGGGUUUUUUUGUAUUGAAUUUUUUUUGAAGAACAUUCCCUGUGAUACACAUUGUAAGAGACUGAUAUAAGGAUUUAACUUUUUUAAUUUGACUGAUACAUGUAGGGUUUUCUGCACUUUGCACUGCUUUCUUUGUUAUUUAUUUUGUAUUGGGGUUUUUUAAAAACAGUGUGAUCUCACUUGCUGCUUUUGGCAAAUUUUGAAUUUUGCAACUGGCGAAAUAAAUAAAAAUGUAAACACAUGA
This is a messenger RNA of Pundamilia nyererei, 1566 nucleotides long. RefSeq names its product src kinase associated phosphoprotein 2 (gene skap2). Lineage: Eukaryota; Metazoa; Chordata; Actinopteri; Cichliformes; Cichlidae. Gene Ontology annotation, molecular function: protein binding. Gene Ontology annotation, cellular component: plasma membrane; cytoplasm. The transcript has 12 exons. The record is from RefSeq and is a predicted model, not a curated record. Bases 194 to 1213 code for a protein of 339 amino acids.